Liolophura sinensis is the source of this 1077-nucleotide messenger RNA. RefSeq names its product proton myo-inositol cotransporter-like. Gene Ontology annotation, biological process: myo-inositol transport; transmembrane transport. Gene Ontology annotation, cellular component: apical plasma membrane. The record is from RefSeq and is a predicted model, not a curated record. Gene Ontology annotation, molecular function: myo-inositol:proton symporter activity. Lineage: Eukaryota; Metazoa; Mollusca; Polyplacophora; Chitonida; Chitonidae.
AUGGCCAGUCGGUCCCCGCUUCUGCAGCCCGGGACUGGAGACUCCGACGUGUACGAUGAGCAUACCGUACAAUACCGUGGGUUGCGCAAGAGGACUGACGGCGAAAUCACCUGCUUCAUCAUAGUCCUGACAGGGUUCUCGGCCGUCGGGAUGUUCCUCUUCGGCUACGACACCGGCGUUGUCUCGGGAUCCAUGCUGUUAAUUAAGAAACAGUUUAACCUGUCAGUGGUGUGGGAGUCGGCCAUAGUCAGUGUGACGAUAGGGGUGGCAGCAGUGUUUGCCUUCAUUGGCGGCCCUUUAAACGAACUGAUUGGGCGAAAAUACUCCGGUGUAAUCUCUGGUAUACUAUUUGCCGUUGGUGCAGUUGUUCUCGGGGUUGCCAGGGAUAAGGUUGACUUGCUUUUGGGACGUAUUGUCGUUGGAAUUGGGCUAGGUAUAUCAUCUAUGACCCUACCUAUGUAUGUGUCAGAGUGUGCCCCAUCGCACGUACGUGGCAGGCUAGUACAGAUCAGCGGUACCUUUGGAACCAUUGGCUUUUUCAUCUCCAGUGUUGAUGGUUUAUUCAGCUACGACGACGUGAAUGGUUGGAGGUACAUGCUGGGUUUAGCCGCCUUACCGUCCCUUAUUAUGACCGCCGGGUUCAUAUUUCUACCGGAAAGCCCUCGGUGGCUUGUAGGCAAAAGAAAAAUGGACAGGGCAAAACAAGUCCUGGAGAGGAUGAGGAAAUCUGAUGAUGUCACUGAUGAAUUAAGACUGAUAAAGAGGUCAUGUGAAGACACCAACCAGAAUAAAGGUUUUUUCACACUGAUCAGAAUUCUGCGUCACCCGCCUACGGCAAGGGCGUUGGUGGUGGGAUGUUCUUUGCAGAUGUUUCAGCAAGUCGCCGGAAUAAAUACCAUUAUGUACUACACGGCGACUGUGAUCAAGUCGGCAGGUAUCACGGAUGACCACUAUGCAAUUUGGCUCUCUGCAGGGGUCGCCGCUAUAAAUGUACUGUUCAGCAUCGUCGGACUGUCGCUAGUGGACAAGAUCGGCAGACGAAAGUUACUCUUCAGCAGCUAUCUGGGUAAGGAUUGA